AGUUACAAUGCUUCGACUCUCUGGGCUCCUGCUGGCGGUCCUGCUGUUUGCGAUCACAGCUAUUGCCAAAUACCCAGAAGGCAGCAAAGACCAUCAGAAAAUUGAAAUUCAACUUAAGGUUGAAGAUGACAAUGACAAUCCUCCGAGGUUUAUUUCAUCGAUGAAAGCUGAGCUGGAUAAACGCAGUCCUAAAGAUAUGCCGAUCAAGGUGGAGCCGUACAAUGACCACUGCCCAAAGCUGACCACAGACUUAAUGUCGAUGUGCACAUCAGAGAACAAGCUGAUUGUUAAUGCUGAAGAUGAAGAUGCAUUUCCAUUUGGAGCACGUUUUAAGUUUAGCAUUGACCCAGACGGCACACAGGGGCGCUGGCAGGUGAAGCAACACAAUGAGAAGGCAGCUAUUGUGCAGGCGAUGGAGGACCUUUGGCCUGGUGUCUACAAACUGAUGUUUGUGGUGGAAGACCAACAGGGAAAGUCUUGCCCACAGUCACAAAAACUGAAAGUCCGUGUCUGUGUCUGUAAGGAUGGGGAUGUCUGCAUGAAACAAACUGCACCUCCUGCGAAGUUAGGAGAUGCAGGCAUUUGCCCUCUUUUUCUGGGACUGCUACUUCUACUUUGUGAGUACCACUGA
Cyprinodon variegatus (sheepshead minnow) is the source of this 631-nucleotide messenger RNA. RefSeq names its product desmoglein-3-like. Bases 8 to 631 code for a protein of 207 amino acids. The record is from RefSeq and is a predicted model, not a curated record. Gene Ontology annotation, cellular component: plasma membrane; desmosome. Gene Ontology annotation, molecular function: calcium ion binding. The transcript has 4 exons. Gene Ontology annotation, biological process: cell-cell adhesion. Lineage: Eukaryota; Metazoa; Chordata; Actinopteri; Cyprinodontiformes; Cyprinodontidae.